AUGUCUUCCCCACUGAGCCGUACCUUUCUCCGCACUUGCUCUAGAAACAUUGUUGGCCAGCGCUCCCUCCUUCGCAACACUGCCAGAAUCACCAGCAGAGCUUCAAUCGCACGAACAACCCUCUCCAUCCGCUCAGCAGCCGCUUUCUCUACCACCAUGAAGCCCAACUCGGACGCCUUUGCCAGCCCGGCUCCCGCUGCCGAGUUUGACCGUGAGAUUACCGACAUGGCAUCUUACAUUCACAACUACAAGGUCAACUCGGAGCUUGCUAUCGAUACCGCCAGAUAUGUCUUCCUAGACACCUUGGGCUGCGGCCUCAAGGCUCUCGAGUUCCCCCACUGCACCAAGCUCCUCGGUCCUGUCGUGCCUGGAACCACCGUUCCCAAUGGUACAAGAGUCCCCGGCACUCCUUACCAGCUCGAUCCUGUACUCGGUGCAUUCAACAUUGGUGCCAUGAUCAGAUGGCUCGACUUCAACGACUGCUGGCUUGCUGCCGAGUGGGGUCACCCCAGUGACAACUUGGGUGCAAUUCUCUCUGUUGCAGACUGGAUUAGCAGAACCAACCGCAACGGCGGAAACUUGGGCAAUGGAAAGAUCUUUACCGUGCGAGACGUCCUUGAGGCCAUGGUCAAGGCACACGAGAUUCAAGGUUGCAUGGCUCUCGAAAACUCCUUCAACAAGGUCGGUCUUGACCACGUUGUUCUGGUCAAGGUCGCAUCGACUGCUGUCGUCAGUCAAAUGCUUGGCCUGACCGAGGCUCAAACUCGUGAUGCAAUUUCGCAGGCAUGGGUCGAUGGUCAGAGCAUGCGUACAUACAGACACAGCCCCAACACCAUGAGCAGAAAGAGUUGGGCUGCCGGCGAUGCUUGCGAAAAAGCCGUCAACCUCUGCCUCAAGGUCAUGAAGGGCGAGGGUGGUAUGGCAACCGUCCUUACCGCUCCUACUUGGGGCUUCUACGAUGUCAACUUCCACGCCGAAUUCCACUCGCAAACCGCCGUCGAAGCGGCCAGCCGUAUCAACAAGAAGCUCAAGGCCAUGGGCAAAAGCGCCAAAGACAUCAAGGAUGUUACCAACCGAACACACGAGGCAUGCAUCCGUAUCAUCGACAAGCAGUUGAAGCCCAUGGACAACUUUGCCGAUCGUGAUCACUGUGUUCAGUACAUGGUUGCGACCAUGUUCGUCUUUAACCGUCUCGAGGCGUCAGACUACACCGAUGGGUCCGAGGCGGCAGAGAGCCCUCUUGUCGAGUCCCUUCGCAAGAAGAUCAAGUGUGUUGAGGAUCCUCAGUACACCAAGGACUACCACGACCCCGAGAAGAGAACCAUCUCCAACGCUCUUACCGUCACCUUGGAAGAUGGCACAACACUGGAAGAGGAGAUUGUCGAGGCGCCCCUCGGUCACAGAUUGCGUCGUGAGGAGGCCAAGCCAGAAAUCAUGGCCAAGUACAAGAGGCAUCUGGGACCUCACUUUGACGAGGCCCGGGUAAAGGAGUUGGUUGAUCUUGGCAACUCGCCCGACAAGCUGUACGCCAUGGAGAUUGACCAGUACGUGGAUCUCUAUGUCAAGGACAGCAUGUAA
Messenger RNA from Aureobasidium uvarum, 1578 nucleotides. The record is from the annotation of a GenBank genome assembly. Lineage: Eukaryota; Fungi; Ascomycota; Dothideomycetes; Dothideales; Saccotheciaceae.